This is a messenger RNA of Funneliformis geosporum, 449 nucleotides long. NCBI's taxonomy places the organism in Eukaryota, Fungi, Glomeromycota, Glomeromycetes, Glomerales, Glomeraceae. The record is from the annotation of a GenBank genome assembly.
AGAAGUUUUUAGGCCACUCUAGACAAAGCAGUGAAACUUUUAAAAGAAAGCCGAAUUCUGCAACUGAUGGGAAGUAUCAUAAUAUUGAUGAGAAAGUUUUUAUGUUUUGUACCUGGUGUAAGAAGGCAGGUUAUAACAAUCAAUUUGCUAAAGGAUGUAAUACUUACAAGAAGGAUUUAAUCGAUAGGCAUCAAAUUAAUAUUGACAAAGAAAAGAUAAUUAAUCAAAUGAAAUGUGUAUAUUUUGCAGCUAAAAACAAUCUUUCAUUAAACCUUUAUCCUGAUUUAUGUAAUUUAGUAUUAAACUCAAAUAAAAACACUUCACUAAUACAACCUCAUCUUCUCCAAUUUCCUUCUCUUUCUUCUUUACAACUAUCUGUAGAUAUUCCUCCAUAUAGAUCAUAUUAUACUUCAAAAUAUACACGAAAAUUUAAAAAGGCUAUUUUUCAU